UCACUACCAGCCGUAAGUGAAAGCGUGCGCGAGGCACGGAGAGGAAAAGGUCGCACGCGUGAUGUGUCGGAGUAGAGGUGGCUAGGUGGUCGAUAUUGUGCUUCGGUAAGAGUAGGCAGACAGCUGUUGAUAAUUUUCUUUCGCUGACUUGUUUUUUUCCAUUACUAAUACAAGCUGUUGCCGUCGCCUGCUUGACCACUCGACGCACUGGACCGCAGCAAAAUGCCAAAUAUCAAAAUAUUCAGCGGUAGCUCACACCCAGACCUGUCUCAAAAGAUCGCAGACCGCCUCGGUCUGGAGCUGGGGAAGGUUGUUACCAAGAAAUUUAGCAACCAAGAAACAUGCGUGGAGAUAGGAGAGAGUGUUCGAGGAGAGGAUGUGUACAUCGUCCAGAGUGGCUGUGGGGAGAUCAACGAUAACUUGAUGGAGCUGCUCAUCAUGAUCAACGCCUGCAAGAUUGCGUCUGCCUCCAGAGUUACUGCCGUCAUCCCUUGCUUUCCAUACGCCCGCCAGGACAAGAAGGACAAGAGUCGUGCUCCCAUCUCUGCCAAGUUGGUUGCCAAUAUGCUGUCCGUGUCAGGUGCUGACCACAUCAUCACUAUGGACUUGCACGCCUCGCAAAUACAGGGAUUCUUUGACAUCCCAGUUGACAACCUCUACGCAGAGCCCGCUGUGUUAAAAUGGAUUAAAGAAAACAUACCUGAGUGGAAGAACUGUACCAUUGUCUCACCGGAUGCUGGAGGAGCAAAGAGGGUCACCUCGAUCGCUGACAGGUUAAAUGUGGACUUUGCUCUCAUUCAUAAAGAGCGGAAAAAGGCAAACGAGGUUGACCGCAUGGUUCUUGUCGGGGACGUGACUGCUCGUGUUGCUAUCCUAGUCGAUGACAUGGCAGACACCUGUGGUACCAUCUGCCACGCUGCCGACAAGCUGAUUUCUGCCGGUGCCACAAAAGUGUACGCCAUCCUGACCCACGGCAUCUUCUCUGGGCCUGCGAUCUCUCGCAUCAAUAAUGCCUGCUUUGAAGCAGUUGUAGUCACAAAUACGAUUCCCCAGGAGGAGAAAAUGAGGCAUUGUCCCAAAAUACAGGUUAUCGACAUCUCCAUGAUCCUUGCGGAGGCCAUCCGGAGAACCCACAAUGGCGAGUCGGUGUCAUACCUAUUUAGCCACGUACCCUUGUAACUGAGUCUACUGUCCGGCUAAAAUAAAUGAAGAGGCAUAUUCCCCAAACACAACCAUUAGAGGAGUUCCCUUCAACUGCGGAUGAAAAGAACUAUCAUGCCUGUUACAUCCGUCCCUCUCAUUUCUACAUUGUCUCUCACAGAUGGAACACCAAAUAGGCCAUAUUUAUUGAGUUGAGUUUAAAUAUACCAGGGAAUUGUGCAGCUGUACCACAGGUUAAUUUGGAGUGCCUCAACAGUUGAACAGAGAAGACCAUCCAUCCCCUUCUUUCCUCUGUAACUUAAAUUUUUGGUGGUAAGGAAUUUAUUUUUAAAUUUGUUUUAAUGAAGAACAAAGCCUUUAGCCGGCUGUAUGGGCUAUGUGUUUUUCUUUUCAUCUUUUGAGGUACACCAAUUGAAUGGGGUUUGCCCACUGAGGUUGUAUUUUUAAGAUGUUACGCUAGCUUGGGGAUUUGCAGGUACACACACAUGCGAUGGUACGUAUACAGGUGCAUAUCAAUAUAUUACAAUAUUGUUGGAAGUUUAUUUUAGUUCAAUUCAAAAAAAUGAAAUUUGUCUAUAGUUUCAAUCCACACAGUGAAAUACUUCAAUUAAUAUAUAUAUAUAUAUAUAUAUAUAUAUAUUUAUUAUAGCGACCGAAAAACCCAAAUUAAUUUAAAAUUUUGGUUAUACAACAACAAAAUCCAUACUAUAAUAAUAAUAAUAAUAAUAAUAAUAUAACGGUUUUCAAGGUACUCAAAAGAUGCUUUACAAUUGCACAAAUUAUUCAUUUACUCCACAGUCACUCAUCAGUGAUGGUAAGCUACUUGUGACAGACGGAAGUGUGGCUGCCAUUCUGCGCCUACACCACCUCCGACCACCACCAAACAUCCAACCACAUUCAUUCGUAGGCAAUGUGGGUUAAGUGUCUUGCCCAAGGAUACGACAAACAUUUGUGCUUGGGCGGGGAUGCGUACCCCCUCUGGUUGCGGAGUUUAAAUAAAUGAAGAGGCACUUACCCUCUGCAUCACGCUGUCUGCAAGUGAUUUAAAUAUAUAACAUAGAUGGUAAUUACCCUUAUAAAAUGUUAAAUCAGUCUGUAUUUCACUUUUUGAAUUGAACUAUAUAAAUGAGAAUUUAUGAUAUUCUUGUUCAUUGAAAUAUACUUGUACAGUAAGUACUCCUAUUUUUUCUCCCCUCUUCCUUUUUUGGGGAUUUUGUAUCUUAAUCCACCUGGUACACACAUAAAGAUGGUCGGCCUGUUUUUGACCAGAUUUUGCCCUUUCCCGACAAAGGAUGACAAACGGAAGAUUUUUUGAUUUAUAAGAUUAUUUUAGUCUGAGGUGUGUCGAGAGUGGAUUUGUCACAAUAAUAGGGUCCAACAAUCUAAAAUAUUAAACAUGUUCAAUAUUUACAACCGAGAAUCUCCAUGUGUGUGGGGAAAGCCGACUACUCCCGACCCAUGACACUGAUUUCUGCCAUAAAACAAUGUAGAAUGCCGAUCAAGAAGCAACCUGAUUGAGGAAUAAGCUGACUUAAAUAAAAACAAACGUCCUACUCAAAAUCAUAUUUUGUAUAAGUGGGUUCCCAAGACCCCGGUCCCCAGAAAUGUGAGGCAGAUGUGCUAACCAGUCAAGCACCGUGCCAGCCACAGUACAACCAAAACUGAUUUUUAAUUUUUUUUGUUAAAUCUUCGUGUGGUGUAGGUAACAGAUAAAAAAUCUUUUAAGAUUUGAAGAAUCCUUGCGUGCACCACACCUGGUGCACACAGAAAGACACUCCCGAUGAGUCUGAUUUUCCCACACACACGAAGAUUUUUGAUCGUAAACAUUGCACGUUUAAUAUCAAAGAUUGUCGGACCCUGUUAUUGGGACAAAUUCACUCUUAACACACCUCAAACCACAGAAGAAUCUUAGAAGAUAUAAAAUGGCAUUUGUUGUCUUUGGUAGGGAAAGGGAAAAAUCAGGACAAAAAAAAGACAGAUUAUCUUUGUGUGUACCAGGACUUAAUGCGGAACGUCACAUGACCAAACCCGGAAAACAGGUUAGUGGACUUCCUGUGUGGACAGCGACAACUAUGGGCUAAAGAAAUGAUGGUUUGGACCUGAACUUACUACAUUAUUGUUUUCUUUAUCACUGGUGUUGUUGAACAGAAGUUAGACACAUGUAUAUAAUUUAUUUCUACAUGUAUGAUGUUUGUAAACACCAUUGAAGCCUAAACAUCGGCUAUGGUCAUCUUGAAGACAUCUUGUGUAAAACAAAAGACACUUUAGACAUUUAAUAUUCCUACGGGAGCUUUGUCCCGCUCUUCUGCCAUAUGGCUCUGCCAGUGACCUGAACCAAAGGGAAGUGCUUCGUCCUGUUUUGCUGUAUGCAGAAGUUGGUUGCCCGUAGUCCCUAUUCCAAACUAUACAGUUUACUUUUUGAGUAGGUGCCAUUUUCCCAGGUGAUUUAUAAUAAAACUGGAAUGAUUAUUAUUUUUAUUCCGCCCCCCCCAAUUAAUGGCGCACAGAUUUGUGCCAAAUGGACAUAAAACCAACAGAGAAUACCUAAGGAGAUAGUCCAAUUUGGCCAUUCUUUGUUUUGGUGUUCUAAUACCUGUACUAAACGUUUUGUAAUGUUACACUAAGUGCAGUCCAACUUAUUUCCCCCCAAGGGAUUUUCUGCACCCCUUGUUUUAUUUUCAGUAACAAAACGUGUUCGUUACUGCAUUAAUUGAUGUCCACAUGUUUAUUUACAUUUUAAAGAGAAACAAUAAUGGGUAUUUGUCUUUGUAGA
Phyllopteryx taeniolatus (common seadragon) is the source of this 3934-nucleotide messenger RNA. RefSeq names its product ribose-phosphate pyrophosphokinase 1. The transcript is spliced from 7 exons. Bases 223 to 1179 code for a protein of 318 amino acids. Gene Ontology annotation, cellular component: cytoplasm; ribose phosphate diphosphokinase complex. Lineage: Eukaryota; Metazoa; Chordata; Actinopteri; Syngnathiformes; Syngnathidae. The record is from RefSeq and is a predicted model, not a curated record. Gene Ontology annotation, biological process: 5-phosphoribose 1-diphosphate biosynthetic process; ribonucleoside monophosphate biosynthetic process; purine nucleotide biosynthetic process. Gene Ontology annotation, molecular function: ATP binding; magnesium ion binding; ribose phosphate diphosphokinase activity.